Messenger RNA from Periconia digitata, 677 nucleotides. NCBI's taxonomy places the organism in Eukaryota, Fungi, Ascomycota, Dothideomycetes, Pleosporales, Periconiaceae. The record is from the annotation of a GenBank genome assembly.
UUUCGGUCUUCUUUCGGGAUUCCUGGCAGUGUUAGUAAAGAAAUCGAUGUACGGGCGUCUAGGCCAUACCUUCGAGCGAAACAAGAAAUCGAUGAAUCUACAAUGAAUCGACUUCAGAGUGAAUUCGACAACACCAUCAAGCCAUGCGUGCUCGCGGCCCGAUUUGAUGGUGAUAAGGUCUUCUUUGUGCUGCACCCAUUCCCAUUCAUCUUCCAUCAGCGGUUUUCGGUUAUGCAGAUACAUGCCCAGGUUUUGACGAUCUGCUUCAGCAGGCUUCGCGAAAGAGAGCAUCUUUUGACUCGCAUUGAGGAGGUCUGUGUAUGCGCAAAAGGUUGUUUCAGCACUAGCCAGAUCGAUUGAAUCCAUCCAAAGCGUCGAUAUAUCGCAAAUCCAUCAUCACUGUCUAAAAAAGCCGCGACAUUGGGAUAGCCUUUAGCGGCAUCAUUGACUGUCUUUAUCAGUAUAAAGAAGCUCGAAAAUAUAAGAAACGGAAGUCUAAACUCACUUUGAGCUUUGCCUAUCGUAGUAGACUGCGACAGCGUUUCUGCGUUGCUUCUGGGGAAUGGCUGGAAAGCGGGACAUUGAAGUAGAUGAAAUAGGAACCUGACUUGGUGGAAGGAAAGAAUAAAAAUCUUGAACAUAUGCGCCGAAAGUGUUGCAUUUAUAGAUGAAUUCCA